Messenger RNA from Dendronephthya gigantea, 1919 nucleotides. RefSeq names its product ZP domain-containing protein-like. The transcript has 5 exons. The record is from RefSeq and is a predicted model, not a curated record. The coding region runs from base 225 to 1508 and encodes 427 amino acids. Gene Ontology annotation, cellular component: cell surface. NCBI's taxonomy places the organism in Eukaryota, Metazoa, Cnidaria, Anthozoa, Malacalcyonacea, Nephtheidae.
UAAUUCACUUUAAUUGCCAGAUUCUUAUCGCCAGUAAAUCAUAGAGUAAAUUGAAUCUUCUAUAUGCCAACUUCCGUAAAGGAUGUGUUCUUUUUAUUAAAUAUUCAAAAAAUUAAUUCGUUUCAGCACUUAUCUUAUGCAUCUAUAGUGUACACGUUAAUUUGUGUCAGUUUGGAAUUGUCACUUGAUAUACGAUACACGAAGCCGUUUCUCCAGCAAACAAAAUGAAAAUUACCGUGGUUUCUCUUCUGAUCACGUUUGCCUGUAUUGCGAAAGGCAAAGGUCGUCAAACCGACGAGGCAAAUUUGUGCCCUAUGAAUGGUUGGAUUCACCUAAUUUCAUCAUGUUACUACUUCAGUAAUACAAAGACAACAAUGUCUACAGCAAGAUCGUCAUGUCGUAAUAUGGGCGGGGAUCUGGUGCUUCCAAUCAACAACGAAGAACAUAAAGCAAUAUGGCAGGUUGCAAAAGAGAAGAAAUUGAGAUACCUUUGGAUCGGCUUGAAAGAACAACAGAAAAAUCAUUUUUACACCCUUGAUGGAAAAAUACCAUCUUAUACAAACUGGGGCUCCAGUCAACCAGACAAUGGUGGAAAUGAACACUGUGUUAUCUUUUAUGAAGAAGAUGGAAAAUGGCAUGAUACUUCAUGUUCUAAUCACUUCAAUUAUAUUUGUCAGAAAAAUAUGCGCAGAUAUAAACUGAGCUGCGGUGAAAAUAGAAUGAAGAUAUCAAUUCUAAAAUCACAUUUCAAUGUUACAUCAGCUUCACAACUGCAACUUCUCGACAGUUCGUGCAAACCUCAAGAGACGAAAUAUUCUUACUUUUUCACUACUUCACUGACUGCAUGUGGCACAACUAUGACGACAGAGAAUGGCGGAAAAACUGUUUCAUUUCACAACAAAAUUGUCGAGAGCCUGUCAGCAUUUAACAACACCAUUUCACGAUCCAAAGAAAUCCAGUUUCCUUUUAAAUGUAAUUAUCCUCAAAGUUAUCUUGUCUCAUCCUCAUCAUUUGGUCUUGCUGAUUUUACUAUCACACCAAACAACGGCAGCAGCAAUGAUAAUCAUAACAUUUCCUUGAUAAUGGGCCUUUAUGAAGAUCAGUCAUUUAGUAAACCUUUGAUUGGUGAUCCAUCAUUGAACGAGCGUUUGUAUGUUGAAAUUGGAUUGAAUACGACAAGUUCAAGCUCUCGAAAUUCAUCGUUUGGAAUUAAGUUGAAUGAAUGUUACGUGACCUCAAAAAGUUCUUUGGCUGAAUACAAGUAUCUUUUGAUUGAACGGGGCUGCAAAAAAGACAAGACUGUGUCAUUUCAUAAAUCGUUGCCACACAAAAAAAGAUUCAGUUUCUUGGUUUUCCGUUUCCGUGGAUUGCAUCAUUACAGAACACAUGUUCACUGCAGAGUCAGUGUGUGUGAGAUACACAACAAGUCCUGUCAUUUGGGAUGUCGAUCGUCACAAAAUGGAAAGCGCAUGUUUUCUGAUGACCAACGGAUCAGAUACUUCUUUUAGCGAACACAAUUGGAGUGCGCUAUAUUUGGACAAAUCAUCAAAUGAAUUAAAACUGAACAAUGGACACUGAUACUUGGACAUGACCACAUAAAAUUGUUAACUUUCUUCAUAAUUUUAAAACACAUAGAUAUGCACGUAAUUUAGAGUAGAGAAGUGUUGGUUUUAGAGAAGUACUAGCCCGAUGUAGUAUAACCUAUUUAGGUGUAUUCUGGAGAAAUAGAAGUGUCAAAAAUGCAUUAUUUGUAUCGCAAUAAUAGGAAAAUAUUUUCCGAUGGAUUUUCAAAUAGAUUGUUUUACAGUUUGGAGUAAUCUUUCUUCUUUUGGCAGAUAUUUCGUUAGACUCUUCAGCAGCAAGGUUAUUGACUUGUCCAACAGCUGUUUGGGCUUGCAGAAGAGUUUUUAGUUUAUUAA